GUGACAGAAUACAGAUGAUUCUUUUAUCUGAGGUUAAAGGAUAAUUUUUGUUAUUUAUUUCUUGUUUCUUAUCAGUUCGAAAUGUUUUAUUACAGUUCACAUUUAUAGAAGUGAUAAGUGCUGGAUCACAAAAUGUUCGGAAUUUUUUCUUCUAUCAACCAAAUUCUUCGACUGGGCCCCAGAGAAUAUGUUCGCAUAAAAUACAAGCUUCCAUUGGUGAAGUUCAUACAUGAUACUGUGAAUUUAUACAAAUCAAGGACUAAAUCCGGGGUCAAUAGUAUCAGAGAGAUAUUAUUUAGGGGCACGAUCAUUGCCUUAUUAACAGCAUUGAUGGUAUGGCUCUCUAUAUUCAUGUAUAUUGCCUUUUACCAAGUGUAUGUACCUGCCAUAUCACAUGAAAGACCAGUUUUCUUAAAAUUCAAGCCUUGUGGAGCUACAGAUAAUUGUUUAGCUGAUAAGGGAAUAUGCAGUUUUCCCUCAGCUCAUGUUCAACUCACCAAGAAACAGCAACUACUAAUGUCAGGGCAACCUUACAAAGUACACCUAGACCUAGACAUGCCAGAAUCCCCUGUGAAUAGAGAACUGGGAAUGUUCAUGGUUUGUGUGGAAUUUAUGGGAAGUGAAGGGCAUCUAUUAGCAACUUCUUGUAGAUCCACUAUGCUACAUUAUAGAGGCCCUUUUCUAGACACCCUGUACAAGCUGGUGUUCAGUCCUUUUUUUGUGCUUGGAUCUGCUGAGGAGAAACAACAAGUUCGCAUUGAACUUUUCUCUAAUUAUGAAGAAAAUCAGCUUGGACAGGUUACUGAUAUACACAUAGAAAUCCAGACCAGGUAUAUUGAGAUAUAUUCAGCUAGGUUUACAGUGAAUGCUCAGUUUUCUGGCCUUAGAUAUGUAAUGUUUCACUGGCCAGUGUUAUCAGCUGCUCUGGGUAUCACAGCAAACUUGUUCUUCAUUGCAAUAGUAUGCCUGAUAAGUUGGUAUCAAAUUUUACACUCAGAAGAAUAUCUUGAGUUUUUGGAAACAAAUAAAAAGAAACUCAUAGAAAAUGAUUUGGAUUCAGAUUCAUCAUCUGUUGAUUAUGAUGAGGUUUCUUUAGUAGAAGAUAAAAGCCUCAGGCAUAGACAGCCUAUCAGCGUUGAUGAAUUCAUUGAUAGUUUGAAAACCUGAAUGACGAUGCAUAUAAAUUAAGUACCUUCCUUUUCUUCUCUCUAACUUCAAACUCACAUUUAUUUACAUUACAAUCAUUUUAAUUAUUUAGAGGAAUGCCAUUUACACUAGUCUUCUUUUGUACCAAAGACUCUUAGAUGUAACCAAUAUUCAAAUACCUACAAAAAUGCUGUUGACUUGUGAUAUUUCAAAGGCGUGUUAAUUUUCUAUACCGUUGUUAGAGAUUGUAAAGUGUAUAAAUACAUAAUUACAGUGUGUUUCGAUUUGCUUCAUAUCCGCAUAUUUCCAGCAAUUCGCAUUUUUUUGUUACUCAAGGGAGUAGUAGAGCUAUGAGAGUUUCGAAUCACAUAUCCGUUGGUGACCCGGCAACUGCGCUCUGUGCUCUACGAGAUACAAGAUGUGAAGCGAUGUAGCCUCCCAUACACUCAAACAAAGUCAUUACCUGUAUGAAAGAAAUAUUACCCAGUUGAAAAUAAAGCAACUAGGAAUUUUUCCGCAUAUUAGAAAAGCAAUGAAUCAUGAUUCAUUGAUGUUCAUAGCCAGAAAACUUCUGUUAUUUACAGAUGUACAUUGACAUCUGACAACUAUGUGUUUGAUUCUUCGAGUGGUGACGUCAAUAGUUAUCGAAUGGCAAAUUUGUUCCGUUUGAUGAGGCUGUUACACUUGAUGAAUUGAAUCGGAUUUUACUUGAUGAAAAUCCGUUAUAACAAUGAGAAAAAACUCACCUCAGUAAUAAUUUUCACAAAUCCACUUUUGCACACAAUUGUUUCGCUAACCAUUUGCUUCUUCACGGUGUAUAUCACAUAAUAGUGUACGAAACAAUUGUCGUGUGUUAAUCAUUAAGAGAACGUAUUUGCCAAUUUCAGCAAAAAUUUCAAGGAAAAAAUAAGCCACUUACUCAAAACAUGGGAAUUCAGCGGUUGAUGAGCUGGAGCGAAUUGAAUCACGCUGUAUAUUAAGUCCUAUUUUAAAUCUUGAUCAUCACUUUGGGGGAAAUUAUUUCAAUAAAACACAAAACAAACAAUAAAAUAUUAUUCAU
Molecule: messenger RNA, 2206 nt
Organism: Phaedon cochleariae (mustard beetle)
Lineage: Eukaryota; Metazoa; Arthropoda; Insecta; Coleoptera; Chrysomelidae
Source: the annotation of a GenBank genome assembly